AUGGCUGAGAUACCAAAUCCAAAUGUGGAUCCUGUUGCUAAUGAAGCUGUAAAACAAUUUAUGAUGCAUGGGCCAUGUGGAUCUGCAAAUCCGAAAUCACCAUGCAUGAUGAAUGAUCUUUUGGUGAAGUACCAAUCCCAUUUGAAUGUAGAAUGGUGUAAUAGAUCUCGAUCGAUCAAAUAUUUGCUUAAAUAUAUAAACAAGGGAUCAAAUAGAGCAACAGUUGUUGUAGAAGAGAAUUUGCCAAAUAUUGGGAGUGAUGGACAAGAGACCGAAAUUGUUGUUGAUGAGACAAAAGCAUUCUUGGAUUAUGAACAUCCCAUCAUUUAUCCGGAAAAUACAAGCUUGGAUAAUGUUUUAAAUAUACCUGGUAUUGAAGAAACAAAGUUUACAGAAUGGAUGAAAACAAAUGACGCUUUUGAAGAUGCUCGAGAGUUGACUUAUGCUGAAUUUCCUACAAAAUGGGUAUGGCAUAGUUCAAGAAACUUUAAAGAAUUAAGGACUAUAAACGAUGUUACUUAUCCAACUUAUAAGGACGCCUGUUAUGCACUUGGACUUCUUGAUGAUGACAAAGAAUGGCAUGAUUCCCUAAUUGAAGCUUCGAGUUGGGCCAGUGGGCAACAAUUGCGUCAACUAUUUGUUACAAUGCUAUUGUUUUGUGAGGUAGCUGAUCCAUUAAGUCUUUGGGAAUCCAACUGGAAACUGAUUACAGAAGAUAUACUAAAUAGGCAAAGGCGUAUCCUCCAAUUCCAAGAACUAAUUUUAUCAAAUGACCAAUUGAGAAAUUAUGGAUUGUAUGAAAUCGAACAAAUCCUCCAACAAUAUGGAAGAUCACUUAGAGAUUAUCCACAAAUGCCCCAGCCAAAUAUGGAUCUUAUUCAGAAUGGGAAUAGACUUAUUCAAGAAGAAAUGUUGUAUGAUGUAUCAAGUUUGAAAAGAGAACAUGAGAUCCUAAUUUUUGGCCUAAACAAUGAACAAAGAAUAAUUUACAAUUCUAUAAUGGAAGCUGUUGCUACUGAAAGAGGGGGAAUGUUUUUUAUCUAUGGACAUGGUGGAACGGGUAAAACGUAUCUUUAUAGAACCAUCCUGUAUGGUAUAAGAUCAAAAGGUAAAAUUACUCUUGCUGUUGCGUCUUCAGGAAUUGCUGCUUUGUUGCUUCCUGGAGGAAGGACUGCUCACUCAAGAUUUCAUAUCCCAAUUAAUGUAAAUGAUGACUCUACCUGUGACAUAAAGCAAAGAACACAAGUAGCGGAACUUCUCUCAAAAACAAGUAAUGGUGAAUUGGGAGAAGGAGAUGGGGACUACAACAUUUCAAUUCCAAGUGAUUUGAUUAUCCAACCUUCAGAGAAUCCAAUGCAGGAUAUUAUUGACAACACAUAUCCAGUUCAUGAAUAUCUAAGUUCAGAUUCUAUAUGCAAGGCUUCUUCAAAUGUUCCUGACCAAGAUCUCCUGUAUACUGUUGAAUUUUUGAACACGUUGAGAUUUCCAAGAUUGCCAAACCAUAAACUGACAUUAAAAAUAGGUUCGCCUAUAAUGUUGCUUAGAAACUUGAAUCAGAAUGAAUGUCUUUGUAAUGGAACAAGACUCAUUAUAACAAGAUUGGCUACAUGGGUGAUAGAAGCAGAAAUCAUAACUGGCACUAAUAUAGGCAAACGUGUGUUCAUUCCAAGAAUAACAUUAUCUCCAAGUGAUUCAGAAUGGCCAUUCGUUUUAAAGAGAUGA
Quercus robur (English oak) is the source of this 1722-nucleotide messenger RNA. RefSeq lists its product as uncharacterized. The record is from RefSeq and is a predicted model, not a curated record. Gene Ontology annotation, biological process: DNA repair; telomere maintenance. NCBI's taxonomy places the organism in Eukaryota, Viridiplantae, Streptophyta, Magnoliopsida, Fagales, Fagaceae. Bases 1 to 1722 code for a protein of 573 amino acids. Gene Ontology annotation, molecular function: DNA helicase activity. The transcript has 6 exons.